This is a messenger RNA of Phyllopteryx taeniolatus (common seadragon), 4550 nucleotides long. RefSeq names its product fibroblast growth factor receptor 2 (gene fgfr2). The record is from RefSeq and is a predicted model, not a curated record. Gene Ontology annotation, biological process: fibroblast growth factor receptor signaling pathway; positive regulation of cell population proliferation; protein phosphorylation. Lineage: Eukaryota; Metazoa; Chordata; Actinopteri; Syngnathiformes; Syngnathidae. Gene Ontology annotation, molecular function: fibroblast growth factor receptor activity; fibroblast growth factor binding; ATP binding. Gene Ontology annotation, cellular component: signaling receptor complex; membrane. The coding region runs from base 630 to 3134 and encodes 834 amino acids. The transcript is spliced from 18 exons.
AAGGAGGAGAAAAAGCGAGUAAACCUGACAAAGCGUCUGCCUAAAACACUGCGAGGAGUGUCGGCGAAGAGAAGAGGACGCACGCUGAUGGAUUUGAACCCAUUUUGCAUCGGACAUCUGUAUUUUUGGACCUCUUCAUCUCACAUCCACCCUCGCGCUGACUUUCCUUUGCGCUGACAAGUGCACGGCUGGAUUGUUUUUGCGCCUUGGAAGAAGAAACUUAGUGACGAGGAGGAAAGUUUCGGGGCUGCUGCUUCACUGUGCCUUUUUUGUUUUGUUUUGUGUGUGUGUGUGUUUUUUUUUUUUUUUUUUUAACUCCACUUCCACGGAUGAAACGUGUCGAAGUGGCAUUUCUUUGCAUGGCAGCGGACUACUCUGCUCGGAAUAUAUUUCUGUGAUUUGAUCUGAGUGUGGAUUAGUCAAAUCCAAACAGAUUUUCUUUCCUAUGAGCGCUGGGGAGUUGCGAGACAUUCCUCCGUCUGGAUUGAGCCCAUGUUCUGUCCUCCCUAAUCCGCGUAUGCCAAAACAGAGCUCCGCGAUUUUACUCCACUCUGCCCAGGUGACCGGGUGAAUUCCAGUGCGUGACAGUCCGACCCGGCAGCAGUUGAUGGUUGGGCGGACCCCCUCAGAUGGGAUCAGUGUCCAGGGGGCGGCGAAGACGGGGGGUAUGGGGAGCGCUGGCCCCCUCUAACGGGAUGGCCUCGUGGGCCCGGCUGCUGGUUGCCGUCCUGCUGUCCCUGCUGACUGUCAGCGUGGCCCGGCCACCCCUGACCGCCGCCGAGGAAGAGGCGGUCACUCUGGAACCUGAAGACGCAUCGAACAAAUACCAAAUUUCUAAACCCACGGUGUGCUCUGUGCACCCGGGGGAGGUGUUGAAACUGAGCUGCCCUCUGCCGGCAACGGGGACCAUCACCUGGACCAAAGACGGCAGCUCUCUGCGCUCCAACAACCGCACACUGAUAGAGCAGGAGGUGCUGCAGAUCCGUGAUGCCACACCCAAGGAUUCUGGGCUGUAUGCCUGCACCAGUGUGGGCAAAGACACAGUCUGCUUCAUAGUCAAUGUCACAGAUGCCAUCUCGUCGGGGGAUGAUGAGGAUGAUACAGAGCGAACAGAAGACACAGGGGCGGAUGGUGAACAGCUAAGCGCCCCAUACUGGACUUCGGCUGCAAAGAUGGAGAAGAAGCUGCAUGCAGUGCCAGCUGCCAACACAGUCAAGUUCCGCUGUGCUGCAGGAGGCAACCCCCGGCCCAAGCUGCGCUGGCUUAAAAACAGCAGGCCUUUCCGCCAAGAGGACCGCAUGGGAGGUUAUAAGGUACGAAGUCAGCACUGGACCCUUAUUAUGGAGAGUGUGGUUCCGUCAGACAAAGGCAACUACACCUGUCUGGUGGAGAACGAGUUUGGAUCCAUCAGCCACACGUACACCCUGGAUGUUGUGGAGCGCUCCCCUCAUCGGCCCAUUCUACAAGCUGGCCUGCCCGCCAACACGUCCGUCUACGUUGGGGAAGACGCCCGCUUUGUCUGCAAAGUGUACAGCGACGCUCAACCUCACAUCCAGUGGCUGAAGCACAUCACUCAGAACGGCAGUCGCUAUGGCCCCGAUGGGCACCCUUAUGUCAAAGUGCUAAAGACCGCGGGUGUAAACACCACAGAUAAGGAGAUAGAAGUUCUCUACUUGCCCAAUGUAACAUUUGAACAUGCUGGGGAGUAUACGUGCUUGGCGGGUAAUUCUAUUGGGAUCUCCUAUCACACUGCUUGGUUGACGGUGCUUCCAGCUGCAGAGAAAAACGUGGAGCCCCUUUCUCCCGAUUAUGUGGAGAUAGCCAUUUACUGCGCCGGCGUCUUCCUCAUCGCCUGCAUGGUGGGCAUCGUGGUCGUGUGCCGCAUGAGGAACACGGCCAAGAAACCGGACUUCAGUGGCCAACCUGCAGUUCACAAACUGAGCAAACAGAUCCCUCUGCGCCGCCAGGUGUCGGCUGACUCCAGUGCUUCGAUGAACUCCAACACGCCACUCGUACGCAUCACCACGCGGCGGAGUUCUGCACACGAUGACCCGAUCCCCGAGUACGACCUUCCUGAAGAUCCGCGGUGGGAGUUUGCAAGGGAGAGGUUGACCCUGGGCAAACCGCUCGGUGAAGGCUGCUUCGGCCAAGUUGUAAUGGCAGAAGCUCUUGGCAUCGAUAAAGACAAACCCAAAGAGGCUGUAACUGUCGCUGUCAAGAUGCUGAAAGAUGACGCCACCGAAAAGGACCUGUCUGACCUGGUGUCGGAGAUGGAAAUGAUGAAGAUGAUUGGGAAACACAAGAACAUCAUCAAUCUGUUGGGGGCCUGCACACAAGAUGGCCCCCUGUAUGUAAUCGUGGAGUAUGCUUCCAAAGGUAACCUUAGGGAGUACCUCCGAGCCCGCCGACCCCCUGGAAUGGAGUACUCCUACGACAUUGCCCGUGUCUCUGACGAACAGCUCACUUUCAAAGAUCUGGUCUCUUGCACUUAUCAAGUGGCACGGGGCAUGGAGUACCUUGCAUCCCAAAAGUGUAUACACAGAGACCUGGCAGCCAGGAAUGUCCUGGUCACAGAAAGCAACGUCAUGAAGAUCGCUGACUUCGGCUUGGCCCGCGAUGUCCAUAACAUCGACUACUAUAAAAAGACGACCAAUGGUCGUCUUCCUGUGAAGUGGAUGGCUCCCGAAGCGCUUUUUGACCGGGUCUACACUCACCAGAGUGAUGUGUGGUCCUUUGGGGUACUUAUGUGGGAGAUCUUCACCCUAGGGGGUUCCCCGUACCCUGGCAUUCCUGUAGAAGAGCUCUUCAAGCUGCUCAAAGAGGGCCAUCGCAUGGACAAGCCUGGCAACUGCACCAACGAGCUCUAUAUGAUGAUGAAAGACUGCUGGCACGCCAUCUCAUCCCAUAGACCCACCUUCAAGCAGCUUGUCGAGGAUCUGGAUCGCAUUCUCACCCUCAGCACCAAUGAGGAGUAUCUGGACCUGUGCACCCCCACAGAGCAGUAUUCUCCAAUCUUCCCCGACACUCGCAGCUCCUGCUCCUCCGGCGAUGACUCUGUGUUCUCACACGAGCCCUUACCGGAUGAGCCGUGUCUCCCUAAGUAUCAGCACAUCAAUGGCAAUAUCAAAACAUGAGUUCCCCCCUGCAAACUCAAAACACACUCAGCAGAGACACCUGCCUUGAAAUUCUCCCAGCUUCCUGGCCAGCCCCAUUUGGUCCACCUUCUGGCUUCCAGCUGACUUAUGGACCCCAUCGGGACCAGGCUGGCAGCAGCGCUGUUGCACUGCCAUUAGCAUGUACUACAUCUUACAUGCCCUCGUGUCUUAAGUGGAUAGGGACCCACGCAAGCUGAGCUUUUUACAGACUGGAUGAACUGACAUUCUCAAGGGUCCUUAUCUCUCGUUCUUCAUAUCAAGAGACUUUUUUUUUUACGUAUACAUAAAUAUCAGUUUGUACACAGAGGUUUGGAAUGUACAAUGUUUGGAGACCUCAUUCCAGUGGCUGGCAUUCCAAGACUUUUAUUUGCUCCUGGAGGAAUGUAUGGACCAAUAUGAACUUAAAGAAGAGGACUAAAAAUAGGAAAAGGACUAAGAGACAAAGCUUUGACUAACAAAACCGAGGAAGAGGAAAGCGCACGUAGAAACUGCUUUCCUGUUUAUUUUGUAAUAUUGAUGCCUUUCUUUUUCACUUCUAUUUCCCAAUUAUUCUAGUGAAAAUGUUCACAGUAUAAUGCGUAGUUCUGGGUAUAUUUGUAAAUAUCUUCAAAUAUGUAUAAAUAUAUAUAUUAUAUAUUUACAAUGAAUUAUUUUUUGUAUGGACUCAAAAAUAAAAAAGGUACUUACCCCACCUUACACCACCCCCCUCCACCCAGCUUGGAGUAAUAGGUAGGUUUGCACACAUACACACACACACACACACACACAAACACACACGCACGCACACUUAAAACCUGUCCCACACUCACUCAGUAACACAUGGUUAAGUAUUGGCUUUCAGGGACUGAGGUAGCAUGUUAAUUUAUUGACUUGUGAUGUUUGUAUUAAUGAGUAAGUCUGGAGAAAGAACAAAAUCAAUGUGAUGUUAUUAAUAAUGAAGAUAUCUAAAUAAUCCUUGAAAUGUAUGGUAAUUUAAAAAUGAUUUCUCUGCAGUAAAGAAAAAAAAAUGCAUAUUUUUAGUGGAUUUGACAGAACCAUGUUUUCUAAGUUUUAUAUAUGUGAAUAUUAAGUUAAAUUUGGGAAAUUUGUGUACAUUUUUUAGCAAGCUAAUUCAUUUCUCAUGUAGACCUUGAUGGCAUUUUAUAUCCAGACCUUUAACCCUUUUGUAGGUUUACUUUAGAAAAUGAAAGUUUUCUGGAUUGACUGCUCCAGGUUCAAUGACACGCUAAUUAUCCGCUGCCUCUUUUAGUUUAAACCUAGAAUCCAACUUAACUUGACACAAUCGAACACUUAGAGUAUGAAAUCCUUAAAGUGGUUUUAUUUUCUACUGGACCAACAUUAAGCUGUUCUGUUGCAGAUGUUCUUGUCACAUUUGCAAAUAAAUAAUUAAAACCA